Messenger RNA from Scheffersomyces amazonensis, 5042 nucleotides. RefSeq names its product Mds3p (gene MDS3). Gene Ontology annotation, molecular function: protein binding. The record is from RefSeq and is a predicted model, not a curated record. The transcript has a single exon. NCBI's taxonomy places the organism in Eukaryota, Fungi, Ascomycota, Pichiomycetes, Serinales, Debaryomycetaceae. Gene Ontology annotation, cellular component: mitochondrion; cytosol. Bases 222 to 4970 code for a protein of 1582 amino acids. Gene Ontology annotation, biological process: cell redox homeostasis.
UUCCGCUAUCAUCGCUAAAUAUCAAUCACUACCGAAGCCAUUUCUCCCUAACACUAAUUUAAUUACAAUAUCUCACUAUUUUGUAGGUUGAGUUUUUCACUAUUUCUCCCUACUCUCAAUUUAACAAAUUCCCUAAUCCCAUCAUACACCCACUAAUACUACCACAAUUGUAAUACUCCUUCACUAACCUAUGUGGUAAAUUCAAUAUAUAUAUAUAUAUCAUGACUACCUUAAUUCCAGCAUCAAGUGCUUGUUAUAAUUUACAAUUACCACCAACAGAAAAGGAUGAAAGACUUAAUUUAAAUGUUCGGACUGGAUCUGCAUCUACAUUAUAUAAUUCAUUAGUAUUAACCUUUGGAGGAUUAACUAUUGGACUUGAAAUUUAUAAUUGGACAAUUGAAGAAAUUCAAAAUACUUUUUAUGAUAAAGUAUCAACUUCAACAUCUAAAUAUAAAACAAUUGAAAAAUAUCUUUCAGGAGAAUUAUUUUAUCUUAGUUUAAUUGAAAGAACUUGGACAAGAGUUGAUUUUAAUAAUAAUAAAGAUAUUUUAAGACCUAAACCAAGAUUACUGCAUCAAAUAUGUUGUAUAAAUAAUUGUUUAUAUUUAUUUGGAGGAUUAAUACUUAAUGGUAAUGAUCUUUCUGAAUCAUUAAUUCCUAUAAAUGAUUUAUGGCAAUUUAAUUUAGAAACAAAAGUUUGGACUUUACUUCAUGAUGGUAAUGGUUAUGAAAAUGAUCCAACAAUCCCUAGUCCAAGAUAUAAUCAUAAAAUGACUCCAAUAACUAGUCUUUCAUUUGUUAAUCGUAAAGAUCAUUUUGGAAUAUUUAUUGCUGGAGGUAAAGAUUCUAAUUCAAAAUCAAUUUAUGAUAAUUUAAUGUUUGAUUUAGUAGAAAAGAAAUAUGUUGGAUCUCAACCAAUUUAUUUAAAGACAAGUUCAGGUAGUGAAAUUAAAGAUGAACAUCUUGGACUUGAUUAUGUUAUAUCUAAUGCUGAUCAUCAUUUAAAUGUCGAUUUCUUAGAUGGUAUGAUUUUAAGUUUUAGUGAAGAAAUUGAACAUCAUUCAUCAUCUCCUCAAGCUCAACCUCCACCAACUCCCAAUUCAAAUUCAAAUUCAAUUACAAAUCGUAAAGAAUCAAAACCUUCUGGUAAAUUAAAUGAAGUUAAUAUAACUUCAAUACCAGAAGAAUCAAUUAUUGUUUAUGCUCCAUCUAAAGAUCAAUCAGGUAAAAAUUCUUUACAUAAUCCUUUAUUAUCAUUUAAAUUAGGUAAACAUAUAAAAUCGGCUAGACCUUUACCAGUUCAUAAAAAGAAAAUAUUAAAACAUGAUAAAUCUAAAGAAAGAAGUCCAUUACUUCAAACAGUUCCAUUUAAUUUAAAAUAUCCUACUGGAGGUUUAUUUGGACAAAAUAUUGUUAUAACGGGAUUUUUACCAGGAGAUUUUGAUAUUUCAAUUUUUAUAUAUAAUAAACCAACAGGUAAAUGGUCAAGAUUAAAUGUAUUUUGUAAUCAUGAUUAUGGAUCUCAUAGAUUUUGGGGAGGAUUUGCUUGGCAAUCUCAUCAUAAAGUUGUAUUACUUGGGAAUUAUUUAACUUCAAGAACUACUAGUAGUAUAAGAUUUUUUACAGUAAUGAUUACUGUAAGUUUACCAAUAACAAAUAUUCUUGCCAGUUCAGAAUUAGCCAGUGAACAUCAUCAAGUUGGUAAAAGAUUUCUUCGAAGAAUAUCUCGAAAUUCUUUUUCUUCAGGUAAGACAGGUGAUGAAAUACCUACUGAUGAAGGUACAAGUAGUAGUUCAUCAAUUGAAGAUAUUAGUGAAGAUGAAUUUGAUGAAGAUGAUGAUGAUAAUGAUAAUGAUAAUGAUAAUUAUGAUGAAUUAUCAGAUAUUGAAACUUCUAAUAAUGGAAUUAAUGGAUCUAAAGGUAGAAGAAUAUCUAAUUUAUCUCAAAGUAGUGGAGCUACAUCUCCUACUACUAUAUCAUUUAGUGAAUAUGUUCAUUAUGCUGCUCCUAAAAUUAAUUUUACUAAUAUUAGAGCCGUAUUCCCUCCAGCUGCUAUAACUUUAGGUAGAAAUGCCUUUGAUAGAUAUGGAGAUUUAAUAUCAGAUUUUGAAUUAGUAUCAUGUACUGGAGAUAGAAUCCCCGUAACUUUAAUUGUUCUUAUGGAAAGAUGGGGUAGUUAUUUUAUAAAAUUACUUGCUCGAGGUUAUAUACAAGCAGUAGCUAAAUUUGAAGCAGAUCAAGCUUCAGGAAUCUUUAAUGAAGAUAAAGGAAGAUUAAGAACUUCUAAAAGUACAGGAGGUGCAAGUACAUCUUCUAGUACAGGAGAUUCACCAACAAAACUUAAAUUAUCAGAAUCAACUAAUUCUCCAUUAAAUGAUUCAGCUUCAGGAGAUUCGAAUUCAUCUCGUGAUGAAAGUUCAAAGGAUAAAUUGUAUUUAUCUAUUCCAGUACCUCCAACAUCCACUACAAAGGAUGCACCACAAUUUAGAAUCCCCUUUCAAGAUUCUCCUACUUCAUCAUCAAUAAAUCUUGAAAAGAAUGAACAAAUUCAAAUUCAAAUUCAAAAUCAAAAUCAAAAUGAUGAUAAUGGACCUCCAUUGGCUCCCUCUACUGAAGAAACUUCUUUACCAUUAAAUGAUGAUCAUGAAGGUAAUGAACUUGAAGAUGAUAAUUCAGAUAGACCUCCUCUUUUAGCCAGUUUUUCAGCCGUUGAUCCUCAUCUGGUAAGUACUAGAAAAAGUUCUGUUAGUUCAUAUUCUUCAAGUAAUUCAUUAUUAGCAUCUCAAUUACAAGAUAUCCCUCCUCAAUUACCUUUACCAGUGGAUCAAAUCCCGGCUAUUCCAAGUAAUACAUCAUUUAGAGUUUCAUCUCGAAAGAAUUCUCAAGAUUAUAAUUCACCUCGAGCUUCAUUAAUUCAUACAUUAACUGCACUUCGAAAUAUUCCCUUAUCUAAAUCUCCUAAGGAUUCUCCUUAUGCAUCACCUCGAGCUUCAUUAUCAGCUCAAGGUGGUAGUGGAACAAUGAUUGGAUCAGGAGAUUUAAAUGCUUCAACCAUUCCAAAUUUAAGACCUAGUAUUAGUAAACCAAAAUUAGGAGAUCCAGCAAUAAUUUCUGGAGAUCGAGAUAGAGAUAGAGAUCAAGGACCUCAUAAAAAUCCAUCAAUAUCAACUAUCCAUUCUGAUCAAUUUUCAGGAAUUUCUUCUGGUAAAGAUAGUUAUGAAGAUGAAUAUUCUGAAUCUAAUAUUUCAGAACAUGAUGAAAAUAUUCAAAGUGGAAUAUUUGAUAAUGCUUUAUUAAAUUUUGAUAAUUUAGAUAGUGAUAAAUUUAAAAUGGAACCUUCAUUAAUUCCUCGAAAAUUAUAUGUCCCAUUUUCAACUAUAACUAUUAAAGCAUUUUGUGAAUAUUUAUAUACUGGACAAGUGGGGAAUAAAUGGUUAUUAUCUCCAACAGCAUUAGAUAAUUUAGCAAUUGCAAAAUUCUUUAAAGUUCCAUUAUUAUAUGAUUUAAUUAGUGAAGUUUUAUUUGGAAUUAUUGGAAGAAAAGAAGCUUAUAUAAUUAGACAAGGUAAUAAAUUAAAGAGAAAAUUCUUUAAACUUUUAGAUAUGACAAAUACUACAUUAGAUCCAGAAUUUAAAUUUCCCUUAGAUGAAUAUGAAGGAUUUAUGGAUACAGUUGAUGAUGGAUAUUUAGAUAUAGCUUUAUUAAAGAAAACUUCUAAUAUUAAUAAAGCAUCAGUUAUAUCUUUAGGAGGACCUAAAAGAAAAAAAUCAGUGGCUACUAUAUCUCGUCGAGCAUCAUUAAAUGAUGUAAUUACUGAAAAUGAAGGAGAAGAAGAAGUAGAAGUAGAAGAAUCACCAAAAUCAAAAGAAAUAGUUGAAUCUAUAAGUAAAGAAGAAACAGAUUCAACUGAUGAAUCUUCAGAUAGAAAAUUUGCUUCAGAAGAAGAUGAAUUUGAAUUAGGAUUUCUUAAUGCACCGGAAAUCCCCACUUCAGGAGUUGGACCAAGAUCAAAAUCUGUAUUUGAUAGAUCUCAUGCAAUUUAUAAUGAAUUUCCUCAAGGUUCAGGAUCAGGAUCAGGAGUUAAUGAUGGAGAUGAUGAAAAGGAUAAAGCUGCAAGAUUAACUCUUGAACAAUUGGUAUUACCUGAUUCUGAAGUUCCAUCUGAUUAUGUAAUUGAUUUAAUUUAUGAAUCAGCUGCCAUUGUCACUGAUUUAAAAUUAAUGUUAAGAGCCGCAAAUGUUCGAUUAAUGAAUAAAAAUUUACAAGAAUGUAAAAUUGAUAUUGAAGAAAGAAUUGAAAAAUUAAAGGAAAAGUAUGAGAAUCAAAAUAAUAAUCAAAGUCAUAUUAUUCCAACUUCAAGUCCUCGACCAAUAUCUCAAAGAUCAAUUCUGAUACCUCCAGAAGAUGGAUUAUCACAAAUUAGUUCAUUAUCAGGAUCAAGAAAUUCAGGUCCAUUAAUUGAAGCAUUAACUGCUAUAAGUCCUUCCCAUUCUGGAAUUGAUUUAAAACCUUCAGGAUCUCAAUCAUCAUUAAAUACUAUUGGAUCAUUAAGAAAUAAUCCAUCACUUGAAAAGAUUAAAUCUAAUACAAGUUUUAGAGGUAUUAGUGGAUUAACACCAUUUAAAACUCAAAAAUCAGAUAAAGAUUUUGAAAAGAGAUUUAAUAAAGUUCGAGCUAAAACUGAAGUAUAUCCAUCACAUAAUAAAGAAGCUAAAAAGAGAGGUAAAUUAUUUUCAAGUAGUACAACUAAAUUAAGUGAACAUCAUCAUAGUUCUCCAACUCCAUCAAUUGCUUCUACAUCAAGUAAAAAGCAUCAUGGAUUAUUUCAUUUAACAUCUUCUAAAAAGAAGGAUGCUGAUGAUUCAUCACUUGAGUCAACUAAAUUAAGUACUACACAAUCAUCUGCUAGUAUAAAUUCAGAUGGUACUAAUGGUAAAAAGAAGCAUGGAUUAUUUAAGUUUAAGCGAUAAAAUAAUAAUGUAUUUAUAGAAAAUAUUAGUAUAGUAUAUAAUAGUAUAGUAGUAUAAUAUAUAAUAGUAUAG